Dreissena polymorpha is the source of this 2646-nucleotide messenger RNA. Its product is annotated as cell adhesion molecule DSCAM-like. The record is from RefSeq and is a predicted model, not a curated record. Gene Ontology annotation, molecular function: protein binding. NCBI's taxonomy places the organism in Eukaryota, Metazoa, Mollusca, Bivalvia, Myida, Dreissenidae. The coding region runs from base 49 to 1839 and encodes 596 amino acids. The transcript has 9 exons.
AAAUGUGAAUCAUCAGAGGGUCGUCCAACCCCCAUCAUUACUUGGUAUAUGGACAAAGAUACACCUUCGGAUUACAACGACGACGCAAACGUCACUGAACAAAGCAUUAGUAUUGUAGCAGGAGGCCGGACGACAAGCACUCUGACAAUUACUCCUUUACAGGAACAUCACGGGGCAAGCAUAUACUGCAAGGUCUCAAAUGGGUACGGGUUGAUCAUAUCAGACAGGAAAUCCCGUAUUGACGUGUUGGUUCCAGUUGUAAUACGACCAAUUGAGAAUGCAACGGUGUUACAAAACAAGGCCUUGUCAGUCACGUGUCUCUACACUAAAGGAAACCCACCUAAGACGAGUGUCACAUGGAUACAAGUAAAUACAUCUCGUGUUGUCGGAGUUGAGCAAACGCUAACGAUUCCAAAUAUGCAAAUCACUGAUGAAGGAUAUUAUAAGUGCAGAGUAAACAACACAAUGGAACCUACAGGUUGCUGUGCACAGACGGCAUACGAUGAAACAAUGUUUUACGCUGAUGUACAAUAUCCUGCCAGUAUACAGAGAUUUUUCGUCGAUGGAUUUGAAAAUGCAAGGAGUGUUACUAUAAACCAAAGUCAGAGUGUGGUAUUAUCCUGCGAAACUUAUAGUGACCCUGUGGCUCACAUGUUUCUUAUAAAUAAUACUCGAAAUCAACGCGAUAUACUAGCUGAAACACACAAUAACACAAUAUCUGCUUUUCUUGAAAAUGCGCGAUGCGAAUUUGACAAGGGGAUAUACCAAUGCCAUUGGUACAAUAUUCACAACGCCGUCCAGCAGGCUCGAGAAAUAGAGAUCAUCAUCCGAUGUGCACCGCGAGCUUCUCCAUUCAUGCCUCCGGUACCUAAAGUUUGGACGAAAACUAACAGUAGUGUAAUUCUUACGUAUACUAUUGUGGCUUACCCUCCUCCAAGAGCUUCAUCGGCAUUUAUUUGGCGGAAGCAAGUAAAUAAUGAAUGGUUUAUUGUCAAUGAUAAUACAAGAAUUAAUACUCAAAUUUCCCAAGACAGACUGCAGACAAACCUUUCCAUAGUGCAAGUACAGAUAGACGAUUUUGCAACCUAUACGGUCAAUGUGGACAACGACAUUGGCUCCACAGAGCAGACAUUUGUUAUUCAAGCAAAUGAAGAGCCAGCAUUUCCAGAACAUUUCGGUAUACCAGAAAAUACGAUAACAGACAGCUCUGUCAUUGUUGAAUGGACACCGGGAUUUAACGGUGGGGAUGAUCAAUGGUUCGUUAUUGGAUAUAAACAAUACACGGGUGAAAAAUGGACUUACAAAACUAUAUUAGAACAUAUUGAACGAAUAUCGAUUGAAGAAUUGGUUGCUGGAACCUCUUAUCAAUUCAAAAUGUAUGCAGAAAAUUCAAUUGGAAAAUCAGCGGAUACAAAUGUUUUAACAGUGACUACACGAGCCAAAUCUGAUCGUGGAUCCUCUCCAUCGAUUGGGGCUGCAGUGGGAGGAGCUGUUGGUGGAACUGUCGUGAUAGUCAUAGUGUUUGGGAUGUUUAUAUUAUGGAAGAAAUCUAAACGUAAUGAAGCCGGCGGUUCCCAGUACGAUGACUUAUUCAAUGGACAAGUCAACGUCUCUGCUGUCAGUACCAGUUCCGAGUAUGAAGCCUACAAAGUCGAUUCCCAGAACAGAAGCCAGUACGAAACACUCGCUGAAACUUCUUUUCAUGAAUAUUCGGUCUCAACACCUGGCGGCACACAACAGCAUACUGUCAUGAACCGUGCAUCUGCUGUUGCAGACAAUAAUUGUGCAAAGGAAGAAAACAGCUGUGUGAAUUUAGUGUUAUCGAAUACUGAGACGUAGUAACAUAUUGUUCUUGGAUUUGAAUUAUAAUGAAAAAGUAGUUAUCAUCUUAUUUAACUACUUACCGAAUGAAGUAUAUUAAAAUAGGCUAUGUCGUGUUAUGUAUCUAUGAGAGGUAUGUAUACUGAGCAUGAGCUUGUUGUAAUUGGUAUAAGAAUGUAUGUAAUGGGUAAUCACAGGUACUGUUUAUAUUUCAACAUAUAGAAAUUAUUUUUGAAUGACGUUUCUAAUAUCUUGAGUAUGGUAUCACAAUUCGGCUUUUCCUACAAAUGCAUUUGAAUUUAAUUAUCACGUUAGUUACAUGAAAGCACACAAUUGUAUCACAGAUUCUUAUCAUUUUGUAAGCUUUUGUGAUACGACUUUAUGGUUUGUUGCAUGUUCGUAAAUUUGUUAAAAAAGAUAAGAGUUUCAAUCACUGUGAAUAUGUUGCGUCUUUUGCAUUUAAAUACUUAAAAUAUUUUGUCUAACAUGCAUCUUACAAACAAUAUUUGGGCUAAUGCAAAAUGGGAGACAAAUAAUACAAUUGAUUAGUGGUUGACACAGUUGCUUUUCAUUGUUUUAAAAGUUGCUAUUACAGUAGGAGAUACUGAAAGUUUUGCUAUUUACUAUUAAAUUUAGAACCUUAAUAUAGGGGCUACUGUUACAUUUCAUAAUGUAUUGAAUGUUAUCGUUUGAUAAAAUAUAAGGUUAUUGUCAUAUUUUAAAUGUCUUAAUAAAAUUAAAUAAAUAAAGAUUUUGUGUAUUUCAGAACAUGCUAUAUUUAUAACUUAUUUAUGUGCCUACAAAACUAGCUUAUACAUCAUCGAC